AUGGUGCACAGCAGCGCUUUGACUGUGAAGCCUCGCUGGCUGUCACUGCUGCUCUCGGGGGAGAAGACCUGGGAGCUGCGGAGCACCCACUGCCGCCAGCGGGGGGACGUGGCGCUUCUGGCGAGCGGCACUUCUACCGUUUGGGGCAUUGUGGAGAUCCUGGACAGCAAGAGCCGCAGCUUCGAGGAGCUCGCGGAGGCUGAGACUUUGCAUCGGGUCCCCCGCGAGGAGCUCCGGGAGUUUGCCAAGAAGAAGGCCUUCGCCUGGGUCGUGGGAAAGCCCCGGAUCUUGGUGCGGCCGCUGCGGGUGAAGCGCGCCAGCGCUUCCGUGAAUUGGGUGAAGCUCGAUGAGGGCACUCUAAGGGAGCUCCGCCGCAGGGCCGCCUACGACGGAGACGUGGCCACCGCUUUGCGCCAUGACAUGGCGCUGGCGGCGGGCCCCAGACGAGCGCGGAGGACGGCGCCGCGGGACCACUUCGUGGGGUCGCUGAUGGCGGAGGCGGAUGACUUCAGCGCGGAGGGCGCGGCCACGAGCGUCUUCCGGCGCCUCAGCGCCUGGCGCCUCUACGGCGGAAGCGAUGCACCCGACGAGCUGUGCGAUCUGUUGCUGCUGUGCGGUCGGCAGCUUGCGCAGAGGACCCUGGAAGAGCCGGAGACCCAGCAGCUUCGCUGGUGCCUGGAACUCCUGGAGCGCCUGGAUGACCAGCGCCUGCAGCCCUUGCGGCGGUUGCUCGACUAUGUAGCGGUGAAGAACCUGACGAUCUAUGGAAAGCUGUCCUUUGAUGACAGCGAAGACAGGCAUCUGCGGGCAGAUGGUAUUCUGGUAUGGGGCCUGCUGGAGAUCGGUACGCCAGAGCAGCCCUUUGGCAUGGAUACCAGGAAGACCGCGAAGAUCAGCCUCAAUGGCUACGUCUUAGACACGGAGUCCUACGUCUAUGUGGAGGAACAAACGCUCUGGGGAAAGGUGAUUGCCGUGCCGGGAUUGGUGAAGACCUUUGGCGCGCCCAUUGCCGAGACCUGGCUCCGGGUGGAGUCCACCAUCGGGGCCAACGCGGAAUCCGCCUGCUUGCUGAACACCACAGGGCCUCUGGACUGGGAGGCAGGCGCUGAGGUGGCCUUCUCCGUCACAGAGUUCGACUUCCCCUGGCGGCAAUCCCUGUCCCGGAUCCUCACAGAAGAUCCGGUGUGGGAGCCGGACGGUGGCUGCUGGAGGAUCCAGUGGUCCGGCAGCCUUGGCCAGCGCCGCUAUUCCGGGACCUUCCCCGUGGGCGAGGAGAAGACGGUGACCUUGCGUGCCGCCGUGGCGCGCUUGGACCGUACCGUCAUCAUCGAGUCAGCCAGCAUUGAUACCACUGGUGGCAGCCAGUACGGAGGCCACAUCGAGGUCUUCGACGUGCAGCUGCAAGACCUGGCCGGCAGUACCAUGGUGGGCGAGCUCAACAUGCAGUACACGCGCUUUCACAACUUGGGCAAGGGCGCGCUGUCCGCCGCUGUGAAGGUGACCUACUCCUCCAAUUUCGAGCCGCCUCCCGUGCUCAUCUUCCACGGGAACUCCUGGACCGAGUCCACGGAAUAUGCCCUCCACCUGGAGUCUGCCAAUGUGCCGGUUCUCAUCACCUCCAAUGUCAUGUUCCGCUCGAAGAACGGCGGCAUCUUCUCGCAGAAGGGAUCCGCUGCGUUGCAGAUCAAGGACAACUGCAUCAUCGGCCUGUGGCUGGCCGACACCGCGCCACGCAUGGUGCUUCAAACCGAUGAAGACGUGGUUGUGAUGCAGUACGCUGGCAUUCGCCUGGAUGAAUUGCCAGUACGGAUGAUCGGCAACCUGGUCUCUGGCUCCAGAGACAUGGGCUACCUCACGCCUGCGGAGCCGUGCCCACCCCGCGCCAUCUUCAACAACGAGGCGGCAGGCGUCAUCGUCGGCGUCUACCUCCUGACGCAGACGGGCUCCUGUCAAACGGCGAACCUCUGGACAGUUUGGAAGGCGGCCCAUGCGGCCGUCUACCUUUCGGACUUCGCCACCUCCCAGACCAUCCUCUCCAACAUCGUAGUGGCGGACUCGCACAUGGGUAUUCUGCCCUACAUGAGCAUUGGAUCGGCCUUCAGGCGCCUCUUCAUCCGCAACUCCAUCAUCAUCGGCACCUCGCCGGCCGGCACGAAUUGCGAGAGCUCCACCUGGUGCCGCACCCAAACCCCGAAGGACCCCUACAUGGACGGCUGCGAAUCCAUGUAUGUGGGCGCCAACCUUCGGCGUGUUGGGUUUGUGGCGGCCAUCCAGACGGCGAACAAAAAGAGCUGUUGGAUGACCGAGCCCUAUGAAAAAUGCCGACUCAUGUCGACUGCGCAGCCCAAGCUGAACGGCUGCCAUCAGCCCUAUGAGAAGGACAUCCACAUGCAGAAGGGUCUUGGCUGGACUUUCUUCACCGACACGACCUUUGCAUACUUCAAGAGCUCGGAUUGCGGACUUUCGUCUCGCGCCAUCGCCGUGAACAUGUGGGCUGCAGAGGUGAGUUUCCCUGCCACCUUCACCCGCACCACCUGGUACGAGUCCGAUGACGCGGCCCGCUUUGAGCUGAGCACUGCUCAGCUGGAUUCGGCUUACACUGCCCGCGCCUCUCCGUGCAAGAGCACUGGUGGCGGAUGCAUGGGUCUGGACCAGAUGCUGCUCCAAGAUACCGAUGGUACGCUCACAGGAAGCGGCGCAGCCUAUGGCUCCGUGGUGCCGUUGACGCCCCGCACGGACAUUGUGUGGGCGCCUCUUUGCAACUCCAGCAUCGGGGACACGUACGUGGGAGCACAGGUGUGCCCCAAUGUCACCGUAGACCUCUUAGAGAUGAAGAACAUCGACCGCGGAGCCAAGGACGUGAAGUUCGGACCUUUGGUCUUGACGCCGGACGUGGAGGAGGACAACGGCUUCCAGGGGGGAGUGCUGAGCAGUGUGGGCCCCUUCUACGCCUCCUGCCCCUGCGGUUGGGACUUCUCGUUCUACCACAUCCUGAUCAAGCCCGACUCCACGUACUACAUGGAGGUGAUGUCUCUGCCGGAGAACUUCAAGCUCCGGUAUUGGAACCCCAACCCCGAGAAUUCCGUGCUGCUGGAGAUCUUCUACCCCGACUCCCGCGGGGUGAACGUCUUCGUGGGCGGCAGCGGGAAGCCGGACAUGGCGCUGAAGCUGGGUCGGAAGCCCACCCUGGAAGAUGAUCACGGCGCCCACGUCGUGGAUGCCCAAGCGCUACGCCUCUACGUGACCAUGCGGGGCUCGCAAGCAGGGUUUGACGCUCGGCAGGACCUCACGAUUCGGCGCACGCCCACGGUGAAGCUGAAGAUGAACAUUGAGAUAAGCAUCGAAGAGUUCAACGGGGCGGAGUUUCAGACGAACCUGGCGAUCUUGCUGGGCAUCCCCCCCGAGCGUAUCGUGGUAGCCGCCGUGAAGGCGCGGCGGCGCCUGAAGCUGCUGGAAAUCGGGGAAGACGAGUCUUUGUGCAUCGGAGACGAUUGCCAAUCCAAACGCCGGCGCCUGGCCACCGUGGAGCAGACGGACCUGGACAUCAGCAUCGAGCCCUCCAAGGAUGCUGCUGCCGCAGCCACAGGUGGCGACUCUGAAAGCUCAGGCAGUGAUGCGCUCAACGCCCAGGCGUCCGAGCUUGGCGAGGUCUCCAACAACUUGCAGCAGCUUUCCACAAGCCCAGACUUGGCGCAAGCUGCUGGCGGUGAGGUCUCCGUGAGUGAGAUCCAAGCACCGGCCGAGCCGGAUGAGGCGGGCGAAAGCUGA
This is a messenger RNA of Effrenium voratum, 3768 nucleotides long. NCBI's taxonomy places the organism in Eukaryota, Dinophyceae, Suessiales, Symbiodiniaceae. The record is from the annotation of a GenBank genome assembly.